Molecule: messenger RNA, 4953 nt
Organism: Penicillium canariense
Lineage: Eukaryota; Fungi; Ascomycota; Eurotiomycetes; Eurotiales; Aspergillaceae
Product: putative gelsolin repeat protein
Exons: 3
Coding region: 1-4953 (1650 amino acids)
Biological process (GO): barbed-end actin filament capping; actin filament severing
Molecular function (GO): phosphatidylinositol-4,5-bisphosphate binding; actin filament binding
Source: RefSeq, a predicted model, not a curated record
AUGACGGUACCCACCAACCCCGAUGGGGCGGAGGACGUGAAUGACUUCCUGCUGCGCAUCCGGGAACUCGGCGAGCGCCGCGACAAAGAAGAUGAGGAGCGCACGAAGAAGCUGGAAGAGGAGAUUUUGCAAGGCCGCAAGGAGAGGCAGGCCCGCCGAGCUGAGCGAGCCCGAUCGAUUGCCGGAUCACCGACCCUAAAUGCCUCGAGACUCAGUGUCUCCUCCCAUGGUCAGCCCUCGGCCAUCGAUCCUCCUGAGCAGCUGGAGCCGACGGUGCAGACACAGGACCCUGAAACACCGGGCGGGGUGACCCCGAGUCAAGAAUCGGAGACCCUUGCUGGCAAUAAGAGGCGUGGAUCAGUACAGGACACCGAAAUGGAUUCCCCUUCACGAGCGAUGCCAACUCUGUCACGCAGCCGAGCGGGGACUUUGUCGUGGCAGCAGCGCCCGUCCCCGCGGGACUUUGGUAGUCGGUCUCCCGGUGCAACGUCUCCUAAUCGGUCCAGCCAUUUGAGAAACGCGUCCACAGCAUCCGAUGCUAGCGAGUUCUCUCGUGCUCAGAUUACCCAAUCCGCCUCGUCGAAGGAUCCGUCGUGGCUUCACCAAAUCCCAGACCGAGGACUGGGCUCAUCAGUAUUCCGGAGACCGGAAGAACGCUCUGACAGCCAGGCAGAUUUGGGUAUGGGUCGUCGACUGCCGGGGCUGAGUCGUGAGUCCACCGUAGAGCCAGAGAGGGUGGAGGAUGCUGAGGCGAGAUCGCCAUCUCCACCAAGAACUGCUUCUACCGUUGGUGAUAGCAACCUCAGCAACCGAUACUCGAGCGUGUCGUCGGUGUCCCCUGCGACUGGACUUGGGUCUCCAGUCACAUUGUCCGAGGCCCCGAAAUUGGAUCCUACACAAAGUGAGCCGGUCGAAGAUCCUGAGCCGGCAUCCCCGAGCCAGCGACGAUUGUCACCAGAGCGAGCUCGCUCAACAUCGCCCACGAAAGGGCUUGGCGGAUUCGUGCAAAGCGCAAUGAUGAGGCGCUCUGAUAGCGUAUCGAAACGUUGGAGCGCUCAACUCCCACAGGGAUUGAGCCGGAGUAAUUCAAUCAUCUCGAACCGCAGUAGUGUGGCAAGGCCGAACCUCACCACGAGUGUUAGUGACAUGAUCCCCGCAAGUGACACGCAACUUGGGAGUGAUAUUUCCUCACUGCCUCCUACCCACCGACCAAGUUCAAGUCACAGCGAGGCCACCGUCCAACCCCCGGAGUCCACGGCUACCGAGAGACCAACCACACCUUCUGGCCCGAAGACCGAGACGCGUCCUGAAGGCAGCCCAAGCAGACACUCCUAUUACGGCCACGCCAGAUCCACCAGUUCGGUGACAGCGGACAGCAUGGCUGGUGAUACCCCAACAAGCCCUUUCACCUCGAGAACUAUGGAUCCCAAGCGCUGGAGUCCAAGUAAAGCCUCUUGGCUCGAGAGUGCGCUCAACCGUCCUGAGUCUCCACGGACGCAGAAGCAGCCGCCACCACAGCAACCCUCGUGGGUACGGGACCGACAGUCGCGAGGCAGCGUGGAUGCUGGUCGCGUGAAUAACUUCAAAGAAGUCACUCCCAUUGGUUUGAUGCGAACGCCCCCACCAGGUAGUCACUUUAAGAAGCCAAGUCUCUCUGGUGCCUCUCCGGCUUUGGAGGCCCUCGGUGCGCCUAAAGCGAAGGAAACUGUGCCCGGGUCUCCCGAUCCUGCUGCAGCAGACGAUAAGUCUCCGCCUAUGAAGACCAAACCAGUCAUGGAGAAGCCCAAGUUCGGGGACGAACGUAAACUUGGGGAAGAGCUCAGACCCGAGAAGGGGCCCAAGCUCGAGGAGGAACCCAAGGAAGAGGAAGAACCGAAGCAAAGAGGGAGUAAACCCGCUUCCUCUACUGCUCUCCCCGAAGCCUACCCUGCAGAAAUACCAACGGAGCCUGAAAAGACCCCAGAUCCCGAAAUAACUCGCAAAGCCCCAUCGCCCGCGUUAGGUUCGAAGCCGAAUUUCUCUCUUCCCAUACGCGACCCCAUCUCGCCGAGGCCGAGGCCCCAAUCUCCUGUCAUCGAUUUUAGAGCAAACCUGCGCAAACGUGAGGUCGCCAAAGAUGCUGGGCCCGAAUCGCAGCCCGAAUUCAAAAACGUGUUUGGAAAACUCAAAAAGGCCGAGACUCGCAACUAUGUUGCGCCGGACGAGCUUAAGGGUAACAUCCUCCGCGGAAAGGCUGCUCUCAAUGCCACUGGUGGACCGAAGAAAACCCAGCGUGUCGAUGAGCUCAAGGAGAGCAUUUUGAAGCGGAAAGAGGAGAUGAAGGCUGGUGGAGGUACUAUCAGACGCAAUACCGUGGGAGAACAGGAUGCACCGGAGAAGCCUGCUGCUGCCGUACCCGAAGCCAUUGCCAAGCGCCAGCUCAUGGGCAAGACAAACAGCGUCAGGCUAACGGACGAGCAAAUUCCUACCGCUUCCACAGACCUUAGCCCUAUAAAGUCUUCGCCGGAGCAGCCGCUGUCUUCACCUCCCCUCACCGAUGAAGUCAUUUUCACGGAAGAGCAAAAAAUUGUCGCCCCAAUUCCCAAUCCUGAGGCGAGAAGUGUUUACGAUCCGGAGCCAAGUCCGAGCCCCAAGGGCGACCACAAGAAAAUCAUGAAUACUGUGAGCCCGGAGGUUAUGACUGACAUAAGCCCGGUUCGCGAAACAGCUAGUUCUGUUCGUGGUCUGCCAUCCGCGAGGCGGCCAACAGCGAAUGCGCCUGCUGUGAAUCCAUACUCGUCAGUAAAAGGAAAGCUCGCGGGCCGAAUCAACCCUGCACUAGCAGGUCUUCUCUCUCGCGGUCCUCCAGCAGCAGCUGAAGCGCCUAAGAAAGAGCUGACGAUUUCUCCCUCUGGCGAGAGCUCCCCUGCGUCUCCUUCCGCACCGCUUACCCAUGUGACCAAAGGCCGUGCUAGAGGACCUAAGAGGAGGCUACCUACGGAAUCGGCUGCUCCAGCUGCUGUCUCAUCCGCACAGGAUACUACGGAGGUUGGUGCAAUUUUGUCUUCUGAAGUCCCAUCCUUGCGGGCCCCUCCUGAGCCCGAGGUCUCGUCAGAGCCUCGCUCGGAGAACCUGUCGAACAAAAUCCCGGUUCCCAAUACUGAAAACGCCCAAGCAGACAGUCCCGUCACCAAGCCGCUCCCGGGAGUAAAGACCAGCGUCGAGGAUGCUCUCAACAGCGGACUGCAGCUGAGGCUGGGAAGUAUGUCACCAAUUGCUCCUAGUACACCUAUCUCUACACAAAAUGCAGACGCCGCCUUGUCUCCUAGUGGGUACAGCGAUAAAGAGAAUAUCGGCUCUCCAAUUAGCUCUCCGGGGGAUAUAAGCCCCUCUUCAAGCCCAUCUUCGAGUAGGCCUCCCGUCCCGCCUAAGCCGAGCUCAUCGCCGUCGCCCUUGUCAUCCUCUUCUUCAACACCUGUGACGAGGCCGCAAUGGGCUCAGCCGCCACGGUAUUCAUCACCUUCUUCUCCGUCACCUCUUAGGACGAGUUUCAGAGAAAAUCUGAUGGACAAACCUGCCACGCCUCCUCAGAAACCCAUCCCCGGUGUGAUGGUCGCGAACUCUUCGCCUCAAUCCAAGGCUCUCCCUUCUCCACCAGUCCCUGCCAAGCGAUCUGAUAUCUCCCUUGACAAGCCCAUGGACCCGCACAGACUCUCCCGGAAGAUGUCUGCUCCGUCGCUAGUUGCCCAAGCGGCGGAGGCGCGGGAAGUCAUUGCAGGUUUCUUCAAGGCUUUCCCUAAUCCGCGCGACCGGAUGAACAUCGACCCGCAGCUGGUGCUGACAAGCAAACUUGACGCGGCAAGGAUUCGCACUGUGAAGCGCUGUAUCUGGGAGCUAACCGGCGAUGGAAAGCGACAAGAACUCCCUGUCAACCAGGAGUAUGUGCUGUACGAAGGCAGCAUGUACCUGUGCGUGCAUCAGUUUGAGGCACAGGGGAGCAACAGCGUCGAAGUGUACCUCUGGUGCGGAGACGAUGUUUCGGAAGCGGCAUUGGAAGAUGCACAAGUCUUUGCUCGUAAGGUGGGCCGCGAGAACAGCUGCAAGCUGGUCAUUGUCCGGCAAGGCAAGGAACCCGUGCGGUUCAUUCAAGCCCUCGGUGGGAUCAUCAUCACUCGCCGUGGAUCCAGUUCUCGCUCCAAUUCAUCCGCCUUGUACAUGCUCUGCGGCCGAAAGCAUAUGGGCCAAAUGGCUUUGGAUGAAGUCGACUAUUCGCUACGCAAUCUGUGCUCGGGGUUCCCGUUUGUGAUCUCUGCGCCCUUUGGCAAACUGUAUCUCUGGAAAGGAAGGGGCAGCGGUCCCGAGGAAACUGGCGCGGCCCGGCUGAUCAGCAUGGAUCUCGGCCUCACGGGCGAAUUUGAAGAGGUUGACGAGGGCCAAGAACCAGAAUACUUCUUCGAAGACUUUGCGGGCGCCCGCGAGGGUAAUCGUCUUUUGUCCUCGGAUUACUGGCGACUGAAGCCAAAGUAUGAUCACUUCCGCACUCGGCUCCUCCGUGUCGACCAUGAAUUGGGCCAGCCAACCCGCUUCUGGAUGCGCCGUCCUGGCUCAGGAUCACCGGUGGUGCGGCCAAAUGACACCGUCCAAGAGAUCGAGCCUUUCUGCUACAAAGACGUGACCGAGAAGGAUGUCUAUGUCCUAGACACCUUCUUUGAAAUCUACAUUAUCGUUGGCGAACAAGCUUCCCAAAAAUCAGCCGACUUCGCCUCCGCCGUUGUUUUUGCCCACGAGUACGGUAUCCUCGCCGCAUCACUCCAAGACCGCCCGUUUAUCCCCAAGAGUUUCGUCGCGCUGGGUGGUAUCCCCGACCGAUGCCAAAGCGCAUUCCGCAAAUGGGAUUCUCAUUCUCUGCACGCGCCCUGCGUGUUCCCUCUCGACGUGGCGAUCGAAGCUAUCCGGUCGCCAGAGAGAGAUUAA